AUGCCCAUCAUCACCAUAUCGAAGUCCUCGGCCCUUCGGGCGGCCUGGCACAAGGAGCUCCUUGCAAGCAACCUUUCUGCACAGCUCGACGAUGGCAGCUUAAUAGAAUUCCCACCGGCACUUCUGCAGCUCACGAGGGAUUAUCUCAACCGGAAAAGGCUCGUGGCCAACUCCGACGAGCGCAACCGGCACAUCGACGAGCUCAUCCGGGACCAUGUGCAAAACGAGCAUGGCGAUCCUGAGGUUGCCAUCCUGGCCUGCACCCUGGAGUACUCACCGUUCACCGCCAUCGCAGCACUCAAGUCUCUGCGAGGUGACAACCAGGAAAAUCCAAGCUAUACCAGGUAUCUGCGCUGCCUCGUCGUCGCCAGUAGCAUCGCACCACGAUAUGUGUCCAUCCCAGAAGCCCAGGUUGCCCAGUAUCUGUUGCAAAUUCGACUAGGCUACGCAGAUCCCCUCCAAAUUUUCCACAAUAUGAUAGCGACCCUAUCGACGAUUCCAAAUUCGCAGAUGCUCCCGGCCGAGUACAUCAACCGGCUGCUCGCUUUCUGCCAAAUCCCCCAAUCCUACCAACUGUACCUGCACAUGCUGCAGAACCAGUGUCGUUUUGCCAGCCUCUACCGCAGCGUUUCGUGGGUCCACGAGUACCUGUCAAACCAGCAAUGCCAGCUUGCACGAGAGGUUCUUGAGGGCCAGAUCCCCGACUUGCAACUGUGGGCCAGCUGGAAGCCAGACGAAGCCAUGUUGCAGAAGUGGGAGACAUACAACUUCACACCCCAGCAUCUCGCACGACUUCGGCCCAUCUUCCACCUGGAAGGCCCUGAUCUGACACGCACCGGCAACCCUACUUUCAAAGACUGCGGUCCUGCAUGCUUCCAAACCGUGGCAGUCGAGCCUGCAGACGUGGCGUUGAUCCAGCGUCUACAGCAGCUCCUCCUUCAAGCCAUGGAGAUCGGGCCAGAGGCCAUUAGUUUGCUGUCGCGUCUCUGCAUCGAAAGCACAGCUACGGACAACUCUUUAACGUUUGCCGAGACAAUUAUCCGCAUCGCUGAUCCGGAAUGCUGCACUGCUGCUAUUGUCCUUGUCAACUCGCUGACGCCCACAGCCAGUGUCAGCGCCAGGAUGAUGACACUCUCCAGCACAUUGCUCACGCUGCAGCGGCACCCGGCCCUGCGCGAGGUCUUUGCCAGUCGUAUCAUUGAUAUCGUCGUUCCCACAAUGGAGGCCGCGCAAGAGUCAUACAAGACCCAUCUGUUUGGCAGCACCAACGACACGCUUAGCUACAAGAUCCAAGCUUACGGCCGCGCCAUAAGGUACGCGCCCUGGCUCAACGAGUUCGUGUCGGCCGAGUUCCUUGCUGGUCUCGAUCGCUUCCCGCCCGAGGACGUCUUCCAAGGCAUCAUGUCGCGCCUGCAGGUGCCGCAGUCAGAGUCGGUGGAAAAGGCGUUGAAGGACUACCUGCUGGCCACACUGGGCGGUACAGGCACAGAAGAGGAAAUUGCGUCACUCAAAGUGGCGGUCGACGGGGAACAGGAGUUUUGGAUCACUCACCAAGACGUGGAGCGCAACCGGAUCCUGGGCAUCAUCCGCAAGCUGGCUUACAUGAAAGACAUGGAAUUCUUGCACGCGUGUCGCCUGCAGAUUCUCGUUGAAGAUGUCGUGCUGCUCCGAGAUCUGCUCGGCCUCAUUGAGCGGGACUCCCAUGUGUCGUGCAUCGACAUGCUGCGCAUUCUGGCCCGCCGUAUCGAGCUCCCUAUGGUUGUGCACGACGUGUGGAUUUCGCUGAUGAUGCUCAUGCUAAAUCAGCGUGCGGACGACCUCCUUGUCUGGUCGUGUGACAACCUCACCGUCCAGGACUGGUUCCGCUUUGUGACGGACAUGCGCGUCGUGUUCAAUGGCCGGCCCGACCAGAUGGCCGCUCUGGCCAACCUUGGAAUGAGCCUGCAGCGCCUCACAUGGUGGCAGCAGCUGCAAACCGAAUACCUGGUGGGUGUUGAGUACCUCGAUCGCUUGCAGCGGCGCCAGAAUGGAGGGAUCGCGUCCAUGAAGUGGCUGUACCUCCAAGAGAUUCCCAACGUGACGGCUCUGCUAAGCACCAUUGUCGGUCGCAAAACGCUUGGCUACGACCCGCAGUGGAUUCUAUCAUUUUUCGACUCGUCGCCCAGUAGCAUCACAACGCUCUGCAGCUGCCUGGCGGCACACGACGAGAGCAGCCCGCAGGGCCUGUACGGCAUCCGUACGAUCCUGGAGCGGUUCUACAUGCACGAAGGGUGGCCCGACAGCGCCACGCAAGCGUAUAUGCUGGCUUGGCGGCGAUCCAAGGACUUGACUGAAGGCGACAAGAACGCAAUCACGCUUUUGGCCGAGCUCAUGGGCAUCAAGCCGUCACUCAACCCACACGGCCUCAAUGUCAUCAAAAACAAGAUGCUCAGAGAGUAUGACCGUGUCAUUGAGCUGGCGCGCGAGGUCGAGGGGCUGCGCCUCCAGCUGGAUCGCAAGGAUAGUACGCGGACCAACUCGCUGGCCAAACGCAUCGGCAUGCAGGGCACACGCCCGUACAUUGACCCGGACAUCCCCGAGGCCCUGAGCGACGCCAUUGAGUGCGUGGGCACCAAGGAGUACGAGCUGUGCUUCCCGCUUGCGCACCUGCAGGGCCACGACCGGAAAGUCCGUGGCAUCGGCAGCGACCUCUUCCCCAUCCUGACCGUGCGGGUGAUUCUAAAUGGCGUCGAACGCACGCACGGCUUUUGUGUGCACCUCGUGCCGCACGAGACGGUGCACGAACCGGGAAAGGGCCUGCAAGUGCAACUCAAACAGCAAAUGAACCACACGUACUGGCGACCCAAGUCCAACGCCCACCGCAAGCCGACCAGUCGCCUUUGUACGGCCAGUUUUAACCUAUUUACGCAUGCACUGGCGCAGCGACUUCAUCGACAUUUUUUGCUAGGCGGUGUCACGCUCAAGAGCGUCUACGACCUCACCAACGAGACGAUCCGGCGGCCCGGGUCGCAGUGCACGGCCUGUGGAGAUGAGCUUACGGGCCUGUGGAAGCCGACAAUCUGUACCAAAGACGGCUGCAUCAAGGAGAUGUCGCAGUCCGGCCUGCUGGUCCGCGCCUACGGCCUGCUCAUUGAUGCGCCCGUCCUGGACUUUUUGCUAUGCUGCCUGUACGCGGCGGCCAAGGAUAAUUCAGGCCUCCAGCUGCUGUCCACCGACUGCCCCUACGAAAAGAGCCGGCUGAUAACGAUCCUGGACUCGUUCCCGCGGCUACAAGCCGACGACACCAUGACGCCGUUUGACCUGCUCAACAAGAUCCGGCUCGGUAACUACCUGUCGCACGAACGCGAGCAGGUGCUGGCCUGGAUGAGCAAGUGGUUCCGAGGCUGCAUGCUAUCGGCGCCGCAGGGCAAGCGGCUGUCCAUCAUGUCGGACGUUGACCAGUUCUUGCUGUACAACUCGACGCCCGAAUGCGAAAAGGCGUUUGAAUCCUACAACACAAACAGCGCCAGCAGCGGCUCCGCGCGCCUGGCGCCGCUCCCGCGCACGGGCGAUGUCGUCUUCCACGGCUCGCAGACGUCGCGUAUGUGGAAGGUGCUCACCGAGGGCCUGCGCAACAUGUCCAACACGCGCUACAUGGCGCACGGGGCCGUCAACGGCCCCGGCAUCUACCUGGCCGACGAGCCGUCGACGUCGUUUAGCUACAGCGGCACCCUUAAUAAUACGUGGUCCAAGAGCGCGUUUAGCAACAAAAAAAUACUGCUGGGCUGCGAGCUGAUCAAGGACGACCCGCUUGCGACGCUGCCGCCGGGUACCAAGAAGCCACCGGCGGGCACGCACAUUGUGACAGACGAGUCGCGCGUGCUCGUGCGCUACGUCUUUAUCUGUCCCAGCGGCUACAGCAUGCCGCCGGUGCGGCACAUUGAGACGGGCAUGCGGUCGACCUUUGCCAGUCUGCGGUCAGGGGCUGCCCUGUAG
Messenger RNA from Sporothrix brasiliensis 5110, 3975 nucleotides. RefSeq lists its product as uncharacterized. The transcript has a single exon. NCBI's taxonomy places the organism in Eukaryota, Fungi, Ascomycota, Sordariomycetes, Ophiostomatales, Ophiostomataceae. Gene Ontology annotation, molecular function: NAD+ poly-ADP-ribosyltransferase activity. Bases 1 to 3975 code for a protein of 1324 amino acids. The record is from RefSeq and is a predicted model, not a curated record.